AUGAAGCUGGACUGUGAGGAGGAGGAGGCAGUGGCGGCAGGAAGGACUCCUGUGCCAGCAACAUCUCUGAACAUCCUCAGCUGGGCCACGCUUCGCUCCCAGAGGUCUCUCUUUGAGAGGGGAAUCCUGCAGUACAAGUGGGCAUCCUUUACCUCCUGGAUGUUGAGUUUACAGAUUUUGGCUCUGAUUGCAUUCAUCUGCAUCGAGACCAUCAUGAAGUGUUCCCCAUGCGAAGGCCUCUACUUUUUUGAGUUCGUAAGCUGCAGUGCAUUUGUGGUGACUGGGGUCUUGCUGAUUCUCUUCAGUCUCAACCUUCACAUGAGGAUCCCCCAGAUCAACUGGAAUCUGACAGAUUUGGUCAACACUGGACUCAGCACUUUCUUUUUCUUUAUUGCCUCAAUUGUACUGGCUGCUUUAAACCACAGAGCCGGAGCAGAGAUUGCUGCUGUGAUAUUUGGCUUCUUGGCAACAGCAGCCUAUGCAGUGAGCACAUUCCUGGCCGUGCAGAAAUGGAGAGUCAGCCUUCGCCAGCAAAGCGCUAAUGACUACAUCCGAGCUCGCACUGAAUCCAGAGAUGUGGACAGUCGUCCUGAGAUCCAGCGCCUGGACACAUGAGAACCUUCUGGAGUCUCUUCCCACUGCCCUCACACCCAUUCUUCUAAUCAAGUUUUCUUUCUCUCAGCACGUCAGAUUUUUGUGUGAUCCAGUUGAAUUUUGUCCUGUUUGGUAAAAAUUCACUUUGGGAAAGGGUGCCUGGAGUGGCCUAGUGACUGAUUUGUGGUGGCCUGAAGAGCCCAGGUCCUCCAGCAUUGGGUGCCUGUGGGAGCAGCAGACUUCUUUGAUUGUUCUAGGUCUUAACUGUCUGUCUCAGAACACAUGGUCUCAUUUGACUCUGAGCCGACCAGUCAUGUGUAUUUGUGAUGAGUCAAAAUUUUAUGAAAUGGCAUUGAGAAGGGAGCUAAUGUCACAAGAUAGAGGUACAGGGCUGGAACUACCAGUGAGGUUCUUGGGCAGCCCCCUAUCGAGCUAUGGGUGGGUGUUGAGUCUGGCUGGUUAGAUCCAUCCUCAUUGUCUUCCAUGCCCAGGGCAUCUAGGCAGCCAGCAUGGGUAGGUCUUGGAGGGGCUUGGCGAAUGGAUGUGCUUCUGUGACCUCCUUGCCAGGUCUUUAUGUUGCAGGGACAGGGAAAUGUAGUGUCUUGUGGGACCACUGACUCACAGAACAGUGACCAUUUGUCUCCUACCCUGCUGAGAAAUCGCUUGAUUCUCCCACAAAUGAAUCACCUUCCUGUGGUCCAUAUUCACUCCCCGGGAUAAAGGAUCAUCAUCUUUGCCAGUCCCCUGCCUACCUUACAUAUUUUGAGGCUGAAUUGCAGUUUUGGCCCCUUUACCUUCUUAGGUGAAAGCUGCAGAAGAAACAGUCCUUCCACUAGCCAAGGCACUUGCUCACUUGCUGGCCUCAAGGAUCACGUGUGUGUGUGUGUGUGUGUGUGUGUGUGUGUGUGUGUGUGUGUGUGUGUGUGUGUGUGUGUG
Molecule: messenger RNA, 1530 nt
Organism: Cricetulus griseus (Chinese hamster)
Lineage: Eukaryota; Metazoa; Chordata; Mammalia; Rodentia; Cricetidae
Source: RefSeq, a predicted model, not a curated record